This is a messenger RNA of Manihot esculenta (cassava), 963 nucleotides long. RefSeq names its product aluminum-activated malate transporter 2. NCBI's taxonomy places the organism in Eukaryota, Viridiplantae, Streptophyta, Magnoliopsida, Malpighiales, Euphorbiaceae. Gene Ontology annotation, biological process: malate transport. Gene Ontology annotation, cellular component: plant-type vacuole membrane. The transcript has 5 exons. The record is from RefSeq and is a predicted model, not a curated record. The coding region runs from base 1 to 963 and encodes 320 amino acids.
AUGGCAAGUUCCAAUCAGGAGAAUUUUGGAACUUCCAUUUUUGGGAAUCUUCAGUUUCAGAGGUUUGGCUUGCCUGCAAAAUCACUCAUGGAGCUUGCAAAAGAGGCAAAGAAACUAGGGCAAGAUGAUCCAAGAAGGAUUGUUCACUCACUCAAGGCAGGCCUUGCUCUUAUUUUGGUUUCCUUAUUUUACUACAUUGAUCCUCUUUACAGUACUUUUGGUGACAAUACAACCUGGGCUGUCAUGACUGCUGUGGUCAUCUUUGAAUUUUCUGUGGGAGCAACACUUGGUAAAAGUGUCAAUAGGAUGAUAGCCACGCUGGGCGGUGGUGCUCUGAGCAUCGGAGUUUGCCGACUAGCAACUGUUUUUGGGAACACAGGCAAGGCCAUUGUAAUAGACAUCUUCGUCUUUGCAAUAGCUGCAAUGGUGACUUUUGCAAGAUUUUUCCCCAAAUUAAAGGCUAGGUGUGAUUAUGGACUUAUGAUAUUUAUAUUGACCUUCUCCCUAAUAUCAGUAUCAAGUUAUAGAGAUGAUAACAUUGCAAAAAUGGCUCUUGAGAGACUCUCAACAAUCGUUGUUGGUUGUUGUGCUACUAUUCUAGUAAGUAUCUGUAUUUGCCCUGUAUGGAUUGGUGAGGAUCUUCACAAACUCGUUGCUCUCAAUAUUGAAAAACUUGGAAAAUUUUUAGAAGGAUUUGGAGGAGAAUACUUUGGGUUGCCUAGUAGUGAUAGGUCAUUUCUUCAAGGAUAUAGAAGUGUAUUAAAUUCACAAAGUAGUGAAGAAAACAUGGCUAAUCUAGCAAAAUGGGAACCAGGACAUGGUCGGUUCAGGUUCUUUCAUCCUUGGAAACAAUAUUUGACGAUUGGAAGCCUAACUAGGCAAUGUGCCAUCAAAAUUGAUGUUCUAAACAACUACCUCAACCCUCAAAUCCAGGUAUAUUUAUAUUACAAGCCAUAUGGUUAA